Messenger RNA from Corythoichthys intestinalis (scribbled pipefish), 3813 nucleotides. RefSeq names its product ceramide kinase-like. Gene Ontology annotation, biological process: ceramide metabolic process; phosphorylation. The transcript has 12 exons. Gene Ontology annotation, molecular function: ceramide kinase activity. Lineage: Eukaryota; Metazoa; Chordata; Actinopteri; Syngnathiformes; Syngnathidae. The record is from RefSeq and is a predicted model, not a curated record. The coding region runs from base 233 to 1903 and encodes 556 amino acids.
AUGCAUCAUUAGGCCACUCCCACUUCCGGUAAGAACCGCUAUCUUGGGGAGCAAAAACAACCUGAAGCACAAUCAGCUACUCGGUGGCCAUUGAAUCGGAAAAUCCGAUAUAACUCUUCGGGAUUCGGGAGAAGACGUCCACUCCUGAGCGGGUGGGUGGGACUCAAGGAGAAACAUGACCGAAAAGAGGUAACCAUUUCCCCCGGCCUGAAGAACGGACGGAACCGGUCCGAUGGAGAGACCGGUGAAGCUACUGCUCUUUUCCGAGCUGCGCGUCCGCAACGUCUGCUACGAGGUCAGCCUGUGCAGGUCACUGCUUACCUGGAAGAGGCGAACCGCCAGCCCGGUGUAUCAUCCGUUUAGACCCAGUGUGUGUCAAAGUGUGUGUGUGUCAGAGAUAAUCAGCGUGCAAGAACAGGAAGAGGAGGAGAACAGCAGAGAAAAUGGCAGCUGGAAGAAGAUCGGAGAGAGACGGAAUAAAAAUGGCAGCUAUUCUUUCACAGUGUCGUACGUGGAGAGGUGUCGGCAACACCGCUGGCGGUGCGCUGACGUAACCUUCACGUGUCCGCAGGCGGGGUUGUGCCGACACUGGGUGAGCACCAUCAAAGAGCAGCUGGCAGCCAUUAGUUGCAGACCCACACAGCUUCUGGUGUACAUCAAUCCGUAUGGCGGCAAGCGCCAGGCUAAGCGCAUUUACCAACAGAAGGUGGCGCCGCUAUUUGCCCUGGCUGGCAUUGGCACACACGUCAUGGUGACAGAGUAUGCCAACCACGCUCGGGACCACCUGAGGGAGGAGGCGGAGCUCAACAAGUUCGACGGCGUGGUGUGCGUGGGCGGCGACGGCAUGUUCAGCGAGAUGGUGCACGGCUUGGUGUGGCGGAUGCAAAAAGAUGCCGGCGUGGACGUCAACGCUCCCGAGCAAACACUCGUCGCCUGCUCGCUGCGGAUCGGAAUCAUACCGGCAGGUUCCACAGACUGUAUCUGCUUCGCAACAGUGGGCACCAAUGACCCCGUGACGUCUGCCCUGCACAUCAUCGUGGGCGACAGCCAGCCGAUGGACGUAUGCUCGGUCCACCACGACGACAGCUUCCUGCGCUACUCUGUGUCACUGCUGGGGUACGGCUUCUAUGGCGACGUGUUGACGGACAGCGAACGGAAGCGGUGGAUGGGCCCUGCCAGAUACGACCUGGCCGGUCUCAAGAUGUUCCUGACGCACCAUCACUACGAAGGCACCGUGUCCUACCUGCCGGCCAGUAGCAGUGUCGGAGCGCCCAGGGACACGUCCAGGUGUCGAUCCGGUUGUUCGGUUUGCCAGGACAACCAGAAACUUUUGUUGGAGAGAGCCAACAUCUACCGAGUGGACUCCGACGUCGAUAGCGACAAUGACACCAACGACGCUGACGGCUGGCGGACGAUCCGCGGGAAGUUUCUGGCCAUCAACGCGGCCAGCAUGAGUUGCGCGUGCCCCCGCAGUCCCAAAGGCCUGUCACCUGCCGCCCACCUUGCCGACGGCACCGCCGAUCUCAUCCUGGUGCGCAAGUGCUCCCGUUUCAAUUUUCUCCGACACCUCCUGCGUCACACCAGCAAGGAUGACCAGUUCGACCUGUCCUUCGUAGAGGUGCACCGUGUGCGGCGCUUUCGAUUCACGCCCCGACACUGCCGCAGCGACUCAGAGCUGGAACUGGACCCGCCGGACGGGAAGCACCAGAUAUUCGGCAAAAUCUGUCGCGACCAUCCGGCCUGCGGCUGCGCGCCCGCCUUCAGCAGCUGGAACUGCGACGGCGAGAUCCUACAGCACACCGCCAUCGACGUCAGAGUGCAUUGCCAGCUGAUCAAGCUGUUUGCCCGUGGUAUCGAGGAGGCACCCAUGUUCGACGAGCUGACUCCUCCCCGCUCCAUGUAGACCGAACGCUUCGGACAUUCUGACGCCGCUUGGUUUCAAGUGGUCCGAUCGGUUUCUGUUCACAAGGGAAACUAAAUGUGCUUGCGCAAAACAAACAGAAAGGUGACACUGACACAUACAUAUGCAUAUAGCAUAUAGCAGCCUUAGGUUGAUGCCCAAAUUUAGUCGGGUCUGAAUUUGGAGAAGUGUUAGAACUGAUUGCUGAGUCUUAAAGUUGACCUGCUGGCCUGAAUGAGUGGGCAUCUAGGAAGCACGGCGUGGGUAGUAAGGCGCAAUGAGACGUCACACACUGUUACCGAUUUCAAAUCUGCUCGUUUGCAGAGCGUGUUGACUUACAAAAGCGAUUGCAAUCAUAUUGUAAUUUUUUUUUAAAGGAAUUUGGCAGCAGGUCCCCUUUAAUAUGGAAGCAAUGUAAGAGAUCAGUGUCCAUAAUACAUAUAAGUCGACAUAGGCUCUGUUCUGCCCUACAAGUACCGUUAGGUCUGUCGCAUGUAAAGUACAAGUCCUGCUAGUUUAACUAGCGUUUUGUUCAUGUUUAGUCGGCUCUGAAUUUGGAGUCCAGUUAAGUCUGACUGUUGAGUCUAAUCAUGAAAGCCUUGCUAGAAUUUAGUAUGUAUAACAAAUCCAAAUCAAGUCUAGUCCGCUUAAUGUUGUUGUUUAGUUAAGUCUGAGUUUGGACAUUUUGGAACUCACCAAAGAAUUUGGUCUUCAAGUGUUCUUGUUUUGUUGUGCGUCAGCUGCUUUUUCUUGCGUAAUUUGACUGUUUUAAAGAAAUGUCUGACUUAGGAAUUUUUUCAAAAUGUUACUUUAAAUGUGAUUUACUGGCACCUGUUACACGACAAUGACGAUCAUUCCUUGAAUGGUAAAACCGUGAUGCUGUUUCAUGUGGAAAAAUAGGAAAACCAAUUACAUUAGACCUCAUUUAUGCUUAAAAAUGACAAUUAUAUUUUAUUGUAAUGUAUUUUUUUAGAUUGUUUAAAUCCAACUUUUCAAAUUCAUUAGCAUCUGUUACAACGUCAAAUGCUGAACUUUGCCCUAUUUGGGAUUAAUGAAAAGUUGUUUUUUCUGAAGAACAAUUUCAUUUUUAAAAAUGUUUUGACUUUUUUCUUAUAGUUAAUAGUUUUUUGUUUUGUUUUGUUUUACUGUAAGAUAUAAUUUUAGAAAAAAAUACUUGUGAAAAGCUAUUGGUAGUUCUUGAAAUGUUUCAAUUUGUUAGUGUCUGUUACACAUCAACAACAACAAGAAUCUCCCUCAAAACCUAACUUAACCUCCGCUUUGAGCAGGACUUGAAAUUUUGUCUUGUUGAACUAAAAUAUCCUUUGGUGGCUCCUCCUGAAUGUUAGCAAUUAUACAAAUAAGGUUGGAAGUUCUCCAAGGAAGGCUUCAAUAGCCGCCACUAAUGUAGCGCUAUUCGUAGUCGUCUUUAUUUGUGUCUAUAUUUAGGUAUGCAUUUGUCUUAUAUCUUUUCUUUUUUUUUUUUUUUUCAUCUUUUCUGAACUGAGCUGGACUCAAGAUGAAGAUGAUGAAAAGUAGCAGUCCCACUGUUAGUGUCCAUGUAGCUCCUCCUUUUUUCCUAGUGGCUAACAGGAAAAACAAGCCAAUGCACACACUCCUGAGGUUUCACGCAAUGUCCGCGUUGGCUUGAAUUGUUACAAUGGCAACAUUGCUGGCGUCGACCACACUUUGCAUGCUAAUUGAAUAUCAUUAGCAUGCUAGCUGCUGGGCUUCUAUGCAAGUUUUUGACGUCUAUGCACUCCUGCUGCCAGUCAAAUAAAAACCUUUCAAAGUUCAUGUGACGUUUAUUUUUCUGUUCAUCUUAAGCCAUUUUAAUACAUAAUUCUCCACCCAACUAGGGUUGCCAACUUUCUGGGGGGAAAAAAUAAUAAGGGACACCUCAUUGGUAAAGCCGG